This is a messenger RNA of Dendrobium catenatum, 940 nucleotides long. Its product is annotated as HVA22-like protein a. The transcript is spliced from 5 exons. The coding region runs from base 156 to 722 and encodes 188 amino acids. NCBI's taxonomy places the organism in Eukaryota, Viridiplantae, Streptophyta, Magnoliopsida, Asparagales, Orchidaceae. The record is from RefSeq and is a predicted model, not a curated record.
UUUGUUUCCUCUCGAAACAACUCCAUCUCUAAGCCUCUGCACUACCUACGCAACCUUUCUCUCUCUCUGUCUCUGUUCCUCUCCUCCCAUCGCUCUCUCUCGCUCUCGAGAAUCAGAGUCAAACUCCAUCGAUUAAGAUUAGAGCUCAGAUUAUAAUGAGUUCGGGAUCCUUUUUCAAGGUGUUGCUGAAGAAUUUCGACGUUCUUGCGGGGCCUUUGGUAACACUUGCUUACCCUUUGUAUGCUUCAGUAAAGGCAAUAGAAAGUAAAUCUCAUGUAGAUGAUCAGCAAUGGCUCACAUAUUGGGUUUUGUAUUCUCUUAUCACUCUUUUUGAGCUCACAUUUGUGAAAGUUUUAGAAUGGCUUCCCAUUUGGCCUUAUGCUAAGUUGAUCUUUACCUGCUGGUUGGUCUUGCCAUACUUCAGUGGUGCUGCUUAUGUGUACGAGCACUACGUGAGGCCCAUAUUUGUGAAUCAACAGAUAGUAAAUAUAUGGUAUGUUCCCCGAAAAAAUGAUGUAGUUGGUAGAUCAGAUGAUAUUUUAUCUGCUGCAGAGAGAUACAUCGAAGCAAAUGGGCCUGAAGAAUUUGAGAAGCUUAUAAGCAAGGCAGAGAAGUCAUCGAAAUCAAGAUACAACAACCGCACAGUAUUUGAAGAUGAUAGAGAGUCCAAGUUCUGGAGAAGUGGCAACAGUUCGUUCUAUGAUGACGAUCCCCGUUAUUGACGUUGAGAAGUUCCACUCGCAGGUUUGCAGGUUUUGAUAAUCAUGGUACAAAAGAAAAAGAAAAAAACUCUUUUUAACUGUUUAGUUCUUGCAGUUGCAUUAGAGUAAGAUUUAAUAUGAUACAUAUGAACAAAUUUGAUGAAGUAGUAGUUACAAGGUUAUGUUCUUCAUAUGUGUUGUUAUUAGUCAUGUUUGAUCAAUUAGAAAGUUAUGUUCAA